UUUUCGUUUUCAUUCUGUGAAUAAAAGUAAGCAAAGCCAUAAAUGCUAGCUGGUUUGUGUAGGGUUAUUGUCAACUAGUCUUAGCAACGAAGAUUACUUCCCUUUGCCUUGUACACCCUCCUCUUUAACUUUUUUUCUCUAUAUAUACAUAGUUGCUUUCGAAAACAUUUAUAUAUUAGCUACUUUUUCGGAGACCAAGUAUCUUGAAUCAAUCAACCGGAGAAAAUAAUAAUAAUAAUAAUAAUAAUAUUAAUAUUAAUAAUAAAUGGAAUUUUACGCAUACCCAUCUCGAGCUUUGCCUUCAGCAUCGUCUAUUUCAUCUAUUUCAAUUGGAGAUUUGGUUGAAAGGGCCAAAGAUUGCUUCACCCUUGGGGUAUCUACAAUCGUCGGCAAUGUAUUCUCUGCGAUCUUCACCUUCUUCUUUGCUCUUGUGGGCACCUUAUUAGGAGCAAUGACUGGAGCUUUGAUAGGGCAAGAGACAGAAAGUGGAUUUGUCAGAGGGGCUGCAGUUGGUGCCAUAUCUGGUGCUGUUUUCUCUCUUGAAGUAUUUGAAUCAUCUCUGUUAUUGUGGCAGUCUGAUGAAUCUGGAAUUGGAUGUCUUCUUUAUUUGAUUGAUGUAAUCGCGAGCCUAUUAAGUGGUAGACUGGUUCGUGAGCGGAUUGGUCCUGCAAUGCUAAGCGCUGUGCAAAGUCAGAUGGGAGCUGUUGAAAGUGCAUAUGACGAGUUCCCUAACAUUUUCGAUAUAGGUGGGGCAAAGGGUUUACCUGGAGAUUCUGUUGAAAAGAUCCCUAAGAUUGUAAUAACAAAUGAUAAUAAUGUGGAUGCUUCUGGAGAGAGAGUCUCCUGUUCAGUCUGCUUACAGGACUUUCAACUAGGAGAGACUGGUAGAUGUUUACCACAAUGUCAUCACAUGUUUCACCUUCCGUGCAUUGAUACAUGGCUGUUGAGACAUGGAUCUUGUCCAUUGUGCAGAAGGGAUCUGUAGGUGACUCUACCUCUGUAAAUUAUAAUGUGGCUAUUUUAUUUCCUCAUACUUGGCGGUAGGAUUUAUCUUUUUCUUUGUCGUCGCUUGUACGAAUUUUCCUAAAAAUAUAAUGUAAAUUAAGAUCUGUGCUCCUUCGAGCUUGAUCGUUGUAGUUGCUUACCAUCAUGUAUAGAAUUUUGAGCAAUCUUAGUGUAUUCUACUUCCACAAAGUAGCACUUUGUA
This is a messenger RNA of Capsicum annuum, 1207 nucleotides long. RefSeq names its product NEP1-interacting protein-like 1. The coding region runs from base 266 to 985 and encodes 239 amino acids. The record is from RefSeq and is a predicted model, not a curated record. The transcript is spliced from 5 exons. Lineage: Eukaryota; Viridiplantae; Streptophyta; Magnoliopsida; Solanales; Solanaceae.